UUGUUUACUUCCUGCGUAGCGUUAUCAGCAGCAGCCGUCCUCGUCCGGAGCAGUCCCCGUAGUCAACUCUCUCCCAUGGAAGGCCACAUGUCUCGGUCCCUGAAGCUGCGCCUGUUCGUCUCUCAGCGGCUGAACGCGGCGGUCGAGGAGAUCCUGGAUGCUUUUGAGAAAACCAUCGUGAAGUACGAAGAGGAAGCCGUCCUCAGCCAGCAGGUGAUCUCCCGCCAGCACGCGCUGCUCUGCGCUCUGAACAAACCCGUGAUGGACGCACCGGCGGCAGAUGUUUUCACACAACAGCUGCUGGUGCCCAUCGAUGACCGGCAGAACCAGAACCUGCACCACAAGACGGUUCCCGAGCCGUCACCCGUUGAAGAAAAACAAGAAGAGCAGCGCCAAGCUCUGGACGCAGCCGAUAUAAUCGAGUUCACCUACAGUUCCAGGCCGUCUGCGAAGCUACGUGGUGACUUUCAGUCGUUAGCGGGUCCAAAACCAGUGGAUCCAGACCAGGAUCACCCGGUGGUGUUGUCGUCCGAGACCGAAGACAGCGACGACUACAGUAGAGACUCUGCUGACACCAGACCUGCCUCACACAAACUCCCGGGCCUUCAUAAACCCAGAGACGGGUUCAGCUGCCAGGCCUGCAGCCGGGCCUUCGGCGCUCGCAGGUUUCUGUUCAGACACGUCAGAACUCACGUCCACGACCCGAAGCCGGUCUGCGGUUUGUGCGCGGAGCAGUUUGAGGGCGCCGGCGGACUCAGGCUGCACCUCCAGACGCACACGAGAAAGAGGGCGCUGCAGAACCAGGCCAGGACCCUGGGCAGAGAGAGGCGACCGCCGCGGCUCUCCGGCUUCAACCAAAGCGUAAAAGUCCAAGAAACAGCGAAGCCAGAGGAGUCGGACCCGGCCCCCCCGCAGAAGAGGCGCCGGGGUCGGCCUCGGAAAAACAAAGAAGACGCGAAUAAUCAGAAAACAGUCAAAAAAGGGAAGAGGAAAAUCUAAACCUGGCUUUCAGUUUAAUUUUUAAUCCACCUCCUGUUUGGUUUUAGUUUUAACCUAAAUUUGAAACUUUUCUACUGAAUGUGUUUUUAUUUACUCCCUGCAGCCAGUUUUCUCUCCGGUCUUCAACUUCUCAGGUGUGUCGAUAGACGCUACAUUCAACGUCUGUUGACAGUUUCAAAGCAAAAUGUUUCUGACAUUAAAAACUGAGACUGGAAAGAACGACGGCUCCUGGUUCCAAACUCCUCCACCCUGAAACGUAGGAGCCGUGAUGUCACCGUUCUUCUUCCCAUCCAGAAACAUUGAUUUUCUUGUUUUUAUUUCACCUACUAAAACAGCUACAUAUUUUCUGUCAUGGUUUGGUUAACAAGUUUGACUUUCUUUUCAUUUCGGCUUGAUUCAGAAACAAUUUAAUUCUCCAUUAAAAACUGUUUAACAGCUAAA
Fundulus heteroclitus (mummichog) is the source of this 1440-nucleotide messenger RNA. Its product is annotated as zinc finger and SCAN domain-containing protein 10. Lineage: Eukaryota; Metazoa; Chordata; Actinopteri; Cyprinodontiformes; Fundulidae. The transcript has 2 exons. The coding region runs from base 76 to 999 and encodes 307 amino acids. The record is from RefSeq and is a predicted model, not a curated record.